Messenger RNA from Penicillium canescens, 993 nucleotides. RefSeq names its product flavin reductase family protein. The transcript has 2 exons. The record is from RefSeq and is a predicted model, not a curated record. Gene Ontology annotation, molecular function: riboflavin reductase (NADPH) activity; FMN binding. Bases 46 to 993 code for a protein of 315 amino acids. Lineage: Eukaryota; Fungi; Ascomycota; Eurotiomycetes; Eurotiales; Aspergillaceae.
GUCUCUGUUUCGGGCGUCUUUGUUUGCUUUGCUGAUCUGCUAGGCAUGAAUUUGAAGUGUCCAACUAACUUUGAUCUUGUACACCGAGCCCUUGAGCGCCUCUUGAGCGCAAUUUUCCGGCGGGAUGAAGCUCGCAUUUCCACAAGUAGCGCAUGGAGCUACUCGGAGAGGCUUGGGAGGAACUAUACAGCCCGAUCCCUGGGGACGUCCCUCUCCCUACGAAGCUCUCAGCUUGUACCAUGCCACCAACACCGAUCACAAUGCGCCAAACGACACAGCAGUAAUGCCGCAGCACCUUCGACAAAGAAACCCAAUACCCUAUCCCAACAUAGGAAUGAAAACCGAACAUCUACUUCCAUUUCUAUAUCCGACCAAGUCCGCCUCCUCAUGCGACGAGUACCAUACCCAGUCGCAAUCAUAACAGCAACCGACCCCUCUGGCCCGGCAGAUACAUCUUCUUUCCGUGGAAUGACCGUCUCGUCGUUCAGUACUGUCACGCUCACACCGCACCCUGUCAUCUCAUUUAAUGUGCGCCGGCCAUCAGAGACGCUAAACGCGCUGCUUGCUUCGGGUCGGUUCUUGGUUCACCUGCUAGCGCCUGGUCCUGCGACAGCGAUCCUAGCGAGAGAUUUCUCCAAGGGGAAUACCACGCUUGCGGCUAUGUUGAGUGGACAUGGGGAGUUUGAGUUUGCCGCUUUGGAUGCUGGUAUUGAGGGGCAUUCUCAGAGACCACUUCCCAUUCUUAGGCGGAGGGGUGAGGGCGACGUUGGGUCUUCGUCACCCAAUGCGGGUGUUGACUUCCCUUUCGUUUUUGAGUGUGAGCUACAUCCGAAUAAGAUUGAGGUUCAUGACCAUUCGAUUGUGUUGGGCACCAUUGUUCGGACAAUUGAGGGUUCGGAAUCUGUUUCUUCGGACUUGGAUGAACAUUCGAGAGGCCGGCUUUGUUUGACAUAUGCGAACACAAAGUUUUGGAAGAUGGGAAACGAGGUUUGA